GCUUUUCCUGCUUCCCUCUCUCCCUAUAAGCAGCGCAAUCCCGCCGAGCGAGGCCCUUCCGUCUUCAUCUCAUCAAGCUCCCGUGCUCUCUCGCUCGCUCUCUCACUCCGACAGCUCCCGUCACUAGAGCGGCAAAUAGGCGUCUGGCUGCUACCGCCUUUUCUUCGCACUCUCGCACGAACCAGGCCGUCCGCUAUCGUCGUGGACCGCGCCUCCCAUCACCCUCGCCCUCGUCUUCACGUCACCUCAGUCUUCUCGCGCCAAUGUCGACCUGGAGCGCCGACGUGCACAACCCUGCCAACCUCUCGCCGACGAGCACGGCCGCGACGCUGCCUCCGCUGUCGUCGAACCAUCUCAUGACGCAAGGCUGGCCUCAAAGCAGCGGCAAUGCGACGCCCAACGCGCACUCUCAGAGCGGCAACGGCAACAGCAGCAUGCACGGCUCGGGCGGCUCGACUCAUGAGCGCUACCUGCCCAUGGCGCUGCAGCCCAACAGCGCCGUCGGCCCGCCCGGCGCAGGCAACUCUUCGCCGGCGUAUGCGCUAGGUCCACCGGCGAUCCAGCCGUCCGGCAUGGCCAUGUCGCCGUCGGAGCGCAGCUCUGGUGAGACGUCUCGCUUCGCCCACUAUCCCGGCGACGUGCAUGGAUCAGCGCCGGCACGCGACAUCAAGACGUCCGGCUCGACGGGCAGCUGGAACGGCACGGAACAGGCGACGUCGCCCGUCCUCGCGGCGCAUGCUGAGCAGCAGCAGCAGCAGCAGUCUUCGGGCAUGGAGCACGGCUACAGCGGAGGCCAUCACUCACAGCGCUCCUUCGACUCGACAACCAGCAACACGGCGUACGGCUCGAUGCACGCACACCAGCAGACGCUGCCGUCCGUGCCGUACGGCAAGCAUCGCUACAGCGCUCCCUCGACCGUGUCGGGCCAGCACGGCGGCUAUGAGCGCGGUCUCUCGCCGCAGCCACAGGGCUACAACGGCAGCGACCCGGACUCUCCUCGUACCGGACUCGCCGGCUCGACGUCGUUCGGCUCGUACGGCGCCGUGCGUGGCGUGCCGACGAACACGUAUCAGCAUUCGGCCAAGCCCUACGCUCGUCCGGCGUCGCCGACGUACGGGCAGAUGGCGAGCCACGGCAGCGCACACCAGCAGCACUCGAUCAACAUGGCCGGCAGCACCUCGCACGCCUGGGGCACAGCCACGGGCGCCGAUGCACACCAGACGGCACAUGCUCCCUCAGCUGGACACGGCUACUACGGCGCGCCACUCGCUCAGCCGCGCAGCGUGCUGCAGAUGUCUAGUGCGCCGACGUACAGCAGCUACGCAGGCCAUCACGGCGUGCCGCUCGAAGUGCCGCAGGGCUACUCGAGCGUGCCCUCGUACCAGGCCGCACAGCCGAGCGUCAGCGUCGUGCCGGACCCCUACGGCAACCCGUCGGAAGUUCGCACACAUUAUUUCAACCCCUUCGAGGUGAAGCACCGCCGCCGCACGACCAAGGCGCAGUUCAAGGUGCUCGAAGGCACGUUCCAGGAGACGCCAAAGCCGACGGCAGCUGCGCGCAAGGAGAUCGCAGAGCAGCUCGGCAUGCCGAUCCGGGCGGUGCAGAUCUGGUUCCAGAACCGGCGCGCUAAGGCCAAGGUGCUUGCGCGAAAGGAGGCCGAGAAGGCAGCCGAGCAGCAAAAGGAGCGCAACGGGAGCGGCUCGGGCGAGCAGCGCAGCCACCUGGCGGACCGCAAGCACAGUGCCAGCAGCAGCGCCGGCGGCGGCGGUGGAGUGGGUAGCGCAGGCAGCGGCAGCGCGAGCGCCAGCGCCGGCGGUAGCCACCAGAGCAGUCAUCAGGAGAAGCGUCGUCCCGACGACUCGCCGGAGCACUCUUCGAGCGCCUACCACGGCCACCACGCACCUGCGUCGCACCACUCGACGCACGCGCAUCCAUCGAUGCACUCGUACGGCCACAACUACGGCCAUCCGAGCUCGCAUGCGCACAGCUCGGCGCACCAGCAACACCAACAGCAGCAGCAGCAGCACUACGGACCUUCCUCGUCGUCGACGUACGCCCAUCACCAUGCGCAAGAGGAGCACCACGACCGCAUGACGCACGACAUGCUGCCGCGCUACAGCAGCGGCGUGUACGAGCCGACUGAAGGCAGCAACUGGCGCUCCUGAGCUGUCUCCUCUCGUCUGCGUCCGGGGCAGGCGCCUCACCCUCCCUCUAAUGCUUCGUCGCUGUCGGAAGCACCCCUUCGUCACCUUCCUCCAUCUCGACGUGUCACCCUCUCUGCGCCUGUAUCUUCGCCCUCUCUGUCAAGGUA
Molecule: messenger RNA, 2311 nt
Organism: Tilletiopsis washingtonensis
Lineage: Eukaryota; Fungi; Basidiomycota; Exobasidiomycetes; Entylomatales
Exons: 4
Coding region: 264-2165 (633 amino acids)
Biological process (GO): regulation of transcription by RNA polymerase II
Cellular component (GO): nucleus
Molecular function (GO): DNA-binding transcription factor activity, RNA polymerase II-specific; RNA polymerase II cis-regulatory region sequence-specific DNA binding
Source: RefSeq, a predicted model, not a curated record